Molecule: messenger RNA, 1158 nt
Organism: Phanerochaete carnosa HHB-10118-sp
Lineage: Eukaryota; Fungi; Basidiomycota; Agaricomycetes; Polyporales; Phanerochaetaceae
Exons: 5
Coding region: 1-1158 (385 amino acids)
Source: RefSeq, a predicted model, not a curated record
AUGGAAGUCUCUGGACCUAAGGAGAACAUCAAGCCCUUGCGUGAGAAGUAUCCGAAGGUCUGUUUCUGGCGCAAGAACAUGUACAAGCAGCAAGACAGACAACCAGGCCAAAGCGACCCCAUGCGAGAAGAGACACCACGUCAGAAGUCCUAUAAGAAGCUCCGAUUCCUAGAAAACGACCAGGGUGUGCCAUACACUAUAGGGAAAAUUGCUGUGGUUUGCAAAACCAUGAAGCGUGCAUUUCUUGACCUUGACAGCUUUCAUGAGGUUUCGCCGCCGGCAACAUGGCAGGGUCACGCUCUAGACUGCCAUCGCAAAGGAGUCUUUAGUGCACUGUACAAGGCUCAUCCUGAUAUUGAGUACUGCGCUGAUGACUGGAAGGCCAAUCAGAUCGCUAUCGAACGAUAUUCCCACUACCGCCAGCAUCAUCCGUGGCCUGCUGCAUGGCUAGCACCUGUCCGCCGCAUCAAGGAGGAGCCUCAGCAAAUCAUCAGCGAAAUCAAGGAUGAUCAUGCCAACGGUGAUCCCAGCUGCAGCUCUGGCAAGCCCGAACCGGCAGCUGAUGUCGAGAACAUGGACCCAGCGAUGGCUCCUUUGCCUGAUACUGCACAGAAGAGAGCCGCUCUCACAAGUGCUGAAGACCGAUGCGCAGCAAAGAAGCCCAAGAUUGGGAGAAGGAUCAUCAUAGCCAAUCCAAUUCUUGCCACAACGCAGCCCACAACAGAUGAUCUGCCCGAGAAUCUUUCAGACCAGGACAUCACUGGAAGUAGAGUCACGUUUGAUUCCGAAGGUGGUCAAGUCGGCGAGGAAAUGGCAGGAUCAAGUGUGCCUGAGAAUAUUAAUGUAACAGAGACGAUGACCGAAGGCUCCGCUCUGCCUAUUACAGCCCCCAUCAGCUCUGCUCCGACUGAAGAGGCUGCGCGCUCUGAUGACCAGGUCGCCAAGGGAAACACCGCAGCUCAGGGAGCUGCAGUGAAGAUCACUGGGAAGACUUACUGUUGCGACACUUGGAAGGCCAAGCACCCUGACUGCCAAGAGGACUUGGCUGCCUUUGAGACCUAUUGGAAGGGCCUCACUGAGGGAGAGAAAAGGAAAUUCAAUAAUCUUGCAGCCAAGGCAAAGCGUCAGCUGAAUUGGACGGUGGCGAGCACGGCGUAA